UCCAAAUAUCUCUUUGAUACUUGGAGUACCGAUAUAGAAAAAGGUUUUUAAAAAAAUGGGAAGCUUGAGUACGAUUCUAAGACACCCAGAUGAAAUAUAUCCACUCUUGAAGUUGAAGCUUGCGAUUACGAAAGCUCAGAAACAGAUCCCACUUGAUCCACACUUGACUUUCUGUUACUCAACUCUCAACAAAGUUUCUAAAACGUUUUCUCUUAUUAUUCAGCAACUAGGCACCGAGCUACGUGACGCUGUGUGUCUGUUCUACUUGAUUCUCCGAGCUCUUGAUACUGUUGAGGAUGACACAAGCAUUCCAACUGAGAUCAAGGUUCCAAUUCUUAUAGCUUUCCACCGCCACAUAUACGAUCGUGACUGGCAUUUUGUAUGUGGUGAGGAAAAGUACAAGGUUCUAAUGGAGCAAUUUCAUCAUGUGUCUGCAGCAUUUCUGGAGCUUGAAAAAGGAUAUCAAGAGAUUAUUGAAGAUAUAACUAAAAGAAUGGGUGCAGGAAUGGCCAAAUUCAUUUCCAAGGAGGUAGAAACGGUUGAUGAUUAUGAUGAAUACUGUCAUUAUGCUGCUGGACUUGUGGGUUUGGGUAUGUCUAAACUUCUCCUCUCUUCAGAACUAGAAACAGUAACUCCAAACUGGGAGCAGCUUUCCAAUUCUACAGGUUUAUUUUUGCAGAAAACAAACAUCAUCAAAGAUUACCUUGAGGACGUUAAUGAAAUACCAAAACCACGCAUGUUUUGGCCUCGUGAGAUUUGGGGAAAAUAUGUUGACAAACUCGAGGACUUGAAAGAUGAGGACAAAUCAACAAAAGCAGUGCAGUGUUUGAAUGAUAUGAUCACUAACGCAUUGAUUCAUGUUGAAGAUUGUUUGAAAUCUAUGGCUGCAUUGCGUGAUCCUGCAAUAUUACACUCUUGUUCCAUCCCUCUGAUUGUGGCGAUUGGAACACUUGCAUUAUGCUAUAACAAUAUACAAGUAUUUAGAGGUUCCUUGAAACUGAGGCAAGGCCUAAUUGCUAAGGUAUUUGAUCGCACAAAGACAAUGGAUGAUGUCUGUGGUGCAUUCUAUGAUUUUUCUUGCAUGCUAGAAACAAAGGUUGACAAGAAGGAUCCAAAUGCCAUGAAAACAUUAAACCGACUCGAGACCAUCAAGAAAGUAUGCAGAGAAUAUGGAGGAGACAUUCACCAGAGAAAAUCUUAUGUAAACGAUGAAAUACAAUCAAAUGCUCUCUUUAAACUGCAGACUGUAGUGGUUGUGCCUCUACUGGCCACAGUGGUCUUGGCGUAUCUAAAACACAAAAAAUAACGUGACUCUUACCUGUAAGUCUAUGACAUAUCAAAGAUCUUGAAAUCGUGAUGAACAUUAUGUCUAGGUUCUUGGAAGAUUAACUUCAUACACGUAACUCUCUUUUCUUGUCAGUUCUUUUCAAAGAGCUUUGUUUGCUCUUGAGUUCAUAAGACUGUUUAUCUGUGUACCUUUUCUUCAUGUUCUCCCUUGUUUGUGAAUAAGUUCAAUAC
This is a messenger RNA of Brassica oleracea var. oleracea, 1518 nucleotides long. Its product is annotated as squalene synthase-like. Gene Ontology annotation, cellular component: endoplasmic reticulum membrane. The coding region runs from base 56 to 1306 and encodes 416 amino acids. Gene Ontology annotation, biological process: farnesyl diphosphate metabolic process; lipid biosynthetic process. Lineage: Eukaryota; Viridiplantae; Streptophyta; Magnoliopsida; Brassicales; Brassicaceae. The record is from RefSeq and is a predicted model, not a curated record. The transcript has 13 exons. Gene Ontology annotation, molecular function: squalene synthase [NAD(P)H] activity.